UAAAAUGAAAAAAAAUUAGGCGGAGGCGCCAAACUACAGAAAACUCCCGCGCCAUUCUCCCACCUUUUAUUUUAACUCAUCUCUAACCUCAAUUUUACCUACACAUUGCACUGUCGCCGCCGGGAAGAUUCCGAUUAACAAUGGCGGAUCCUAAAUUUAUACAUAUAUAACUCUUAAAAAAAUCUGAUCGGAAGAACUCACAUAACGACUGUACAUUUUUUUUGGGUCCGCCAAUCGCCGGAGAACUCGAGAUGCAGGGCCGGCAUCCACAUCCCCACACCACCACUCCUAUCUCCGAAGUUAUUCUUCCAAAACGUGGCAAGAAGCGGGGUAGCUACAGUUGUGGCCGAUGCGGUGUACCGAAAAAAGGCCAUGUUUGCAAUUUCCCUAAGAACCUUAAUCCGAUUGAUAAUCCCAGUCCCAAUCCCGAUUCGUCACUCUUAGCUUCCCCACCCUCCGUUGUUCGUCCUCAGCCGCCACCUCCCAUGCCGCAACGCCAUGUACUCCCACAGCUCCGGCGAGCACUUUCAUUUGAUGACGUUGAUGUUAAUGAUUCACCUGGAUCUGAUGACGAUGGGGAGUUCUCCGAUUUGGAUAACGAAUCGGAUCUAGUUGGGUCCGGAUCGGGGAUAGGAGCGUUGCCUUCGAGUUGUUUAUGGGAAGUGUUUAAGAGAUUACCGCCUCCGGCGUUGCUUUCAUCGGCGAGGGUUUGUAAGGGGUGGUCGGAAACUUCUAGAAGGAUCUGGAAAUCUGCUGUGGAGCUUAGACUUAGGGUUCCCGUAAAUGCCCAGAUUGGGCUUGUCGGGUCGGUGUUAAAGAAAUGUCCAGGGCUUGUUAAGCUUUCUCUAAGAUUGGAAAGUGACAUUGAUGCAACCAUGUUGGCCUGCAUUGCAUUUUCCUGUCCUAAACUGGAUUCAAUGGAGAUACUUAUGUGUAAUUCAGUCAAUCGGAUCACUGGGGAUGAGUUGGGUCGUUUUGUUGCUGAGAAAAGAUGUCUUACUAAUCUCAAGAUGGAAGGUUGCUCUAAUCUUGGGGGUUUUACUCUUUGCUCAACCAGUCUUUCAACUCUUUCACUUUCAGAUCUCUAUUGUCAUGCUAAGAUGGUCUUCAACUGCCCCAACUUGAAGGAUGUUUCCCUGGAUUUUUCUCACCAAGAAAAUGAUACCACCGAUCUUACUCUCAUGGUCGAUGGUCUUGGAAGGAGCUGCCCGAGACUCCAGAACAUUCAUAUUGCCUCCAUGCGCCUAACACAUGCUGUUGUGCUUGCUUUAACAGCAGCAAAUCUAAGGGGGUUACGGAUGCUCUCUCUUGUACUGGGUUCAGAAAUAACUGAUGCAUCUGUUGCAGCUAUCGCUUCAAGCUACUCAAGCCUUGAGUUGCUUGAUUUGAGUGGGUCCAGCAUUAGUGAUAGUGGCAUUGGAAUGAUAUGCAACAUAUUUCCUGAGACGCUGUCUAAACUUCUCCUUGCUCUUUGUCCAAAUAUCACUUCAAGUGGCAUUCAAUUUGCUGCAGCUCAGUUGCCUAAUCUAGAGCUCAUGGACUGUGGUAUGACCAUAUCUGAUCCUGAUUUAGACAAUCCAACAACUCAGGAAAAUAAUGACCUCCAGUUACAAAGAACUCCCAAUAGUAAACAGCACCUUAUAUAUCAAAAACUGAUUAUCAAGCAUACCUGCUUGAAGAAACUCAGCUUAUGGGGCUGCUCUGGCUUAGAUGCGUUAUAUCUGAAUUGCCCAGAACUGAACGAUUUGAACCUGAACUCCUGUACAAACCUGAAUCCAGAAAGAUUGCUGCUCCAGUGCCCCAAUUUGGAAUGUGUUCAUGCAUUAGGUUGCCAGGACGCAUUGGUUGGAACCCUUAAGAAUCAGGUAUGCACAGAUUUUAUGGCUGUGGAAGAUCAUUCUCAUUGCAAACGUCUUCCUGAUGGCUCUAAAAGGAUCAAGGUUCCGGAUUUAUUCAGCCCACAGCCAACUGAUAAGAAGAAUAAGAGGAUAUCGAAGCGCUGCUGUACUGUGCUUGUAAACUAGUCCAGUGCAUGUCCUCCUAAUUCCUAUUGGCAUUGUUAGUGUACUAUUGUGAGCCAUAAUUAGAGAAUAAAUUAUAAAACAAAUUCC
This is a messenger RNA of Solanum verrucosum, 2111 nucleotides long. RefSeq names its product F-box/LRR-repeat protein 17-like. The transcript is spliced from 11 exons. NCBI's taxonomy places the organism in Eukaryota, Viridiplantae, Streptophyta, Magnoliopsida, Solanales, Solanaceae. Gene Ontology annotation, molecular function: protein binding. The record is from RefSeq and is a predicted model, not a curated record. The coding region runs from base 252 to 2024 and encodes 590 amino acids.